AUGUUGUGUAGACAAUUGAAUGUUAUCCAUCGAGCAUCUCGUCCAUCUCGCCCUGAUAAAGCGCGUAGAUUGGGCUAUAAGGCUAAACAAGGAUACGUUAUCUACCGUAUUCGUGUAAGACGUGGUGGCCGAAAGAAACCUGUACCAAAAGGUGCCACAUACGGUAAACCCGUCAAUCAAGGUGUCAACCAACUCAAGUACCAACGUGCGCUCAAGACUACUGCAGAAGAACGAGUUGGACGUAAAUGCACCAACUUGCGUGUGUUGAAUUCGUAUUGGGUAAAUCAGGACUCUACAUACAAAUACUACGAAGUAAUCCUCGUCGACCCGAAUCACAAAGUUAUUCGUCGGGACCCACGUAUCAACUGGAUUGCCACCAACAAACAUAAACAUCGUGAAGCACGUGGUCUUACGAGUAUUGGCAGGAAGAGUCGUGGGAUUGGCAAAGGACAUCUAUAUAAUAAGACAAAGGGUGGUGGUCGAUAUGCUAGCUGGCGUCGUCGGAACACGCUCUCACUUCGUCGAUAUCGUUAG
Ambispora leptoticha is the source of this 534-nucleotide messenger RNA. The record is from the annotation of a GenBank genome assembly. NCBI's taxonomy places the organism in Eukaryota, Fungi, Glomeromycota, Glomeromycetes, Archaeosporales, Ambisporaceae.